This is a messenger RNA of Punica granatum (pomegranate), 1447 nucleotides long. NCBI's taxonomy places the organism in Eukaryota, Viridiplantae, Streptophyta, Magnoliopsida, Myrtales, Lythraceae. The record is from RefSeq and is a predicted model, not a curated record.
CUCUGUCCGGUGCACUCAUCAGAUCAGAGUGACGGAGAAGCUGUGGCGCCAAAUCAGACACGACACGACCCGACCCUCUUAUUCUUCUUCUUCUUGUUCUCUUCUGCUGUGCAACUCGACUCCGUCUCUUCUAGUCCACCCACCGUCACGCUCAUUAAGCUAGCCGCGCUAUGGAGCUCUGUUCUCCUUCUUCUUCAGGGGCCAUGGCCCUGACGUGGGCUCGUUCCAUCUCACCUAAUUCUCUCCACAUUUCGCAUCCUCCUUUCUCCAUGGCCUGCGAAACUAGGCGGCUCAGGGUGUGCUGUGCUGCCGAUCAGUCUCAAAAGGGUAACGGGAUGACCGUGUCAAUAACUGGAGCCACAGGGUUUAUUGGUAAAAGAUUGGUGCAGCGACUGCAUGCAGACAAUCAUUCAGUUCAUGUCUUAACUCGCUCCAGAUCUAAAGCGGAGUUAAUAUUUCCGGUCAAGGAUUUUCCAGGAAUUGUGAUCGCAGAUGAGCCUAAGUGGAAAGAUAGCAUUCAAGGUUCAAAUGCUGUUGUUAAUUUGGCUGGAACGCCCAUCAGUACUAGGUGGUCUUCUGAGGUCAAACGGGAUAUCAAGGAAAGCAGGGUUAAAGUAACUUCAAAGGUUGUGGAUCACAUAAACAGCUCGCCUGAAGGCUCUGGACCCACUGUCCUGGUUAACGCGACUGCUGUUGGUUAUUAUGGUACCAGUGAGACAAAAGUGUUUGAUGAGCAAAGUCCAUCAGGAAAUGAUUACUUGGCAGAGGUUUGUAGAGAGUGGGAAGCAACAGCCCUCAGAGUAAACAAGGGUGUUAGAUUAGUACGCAUCCGAAUUGGUGUAGUUCUUGGUAAAGAUGGGGGUGCUCUAGCUAAAAUGAUUCCAAUAUUCAUGAUGUUUGCUGGUGGACCUUUGGGAUCUGGACGACAGUGGUUUUCAUGGAUACAUUUGGAUGACAUGGUGAAUCUGAUUUAUGAGGCUCUAUCUAAUCCAUCUUAUGAAGGAGUAAUUAACGGAACCGCACCCAAUCCUGUUCGAAUAGCUGAGAUGUGCCAACAUCUUGGAGACGUAUUAGGCCGUCCCUCGUGGCUGCCAGUGCCAGAUUUCGCCCUCAAAGCUGUGUUGGGAGAAGGAGCUUGUGUGGUUCUGGAAGGGCAAAAGGUGGUUCCAGCUAAAGCUAAGGAGUUGGGUUUCUCCUUCAAGUACCCAUACGUGAAGGAUGCGCUAAGAUCCAUUCUUUUGUGAGAGGUCAUAGCACGUCGAGGAAGACCAGUGCGACUCUCGAGCCAUUCAUUAUUCUUUCAUCCUAUAGAAUAUUACGAUCCUACAAAGCAUGAAGUAGAUGAUUUGUCUGGUUUUGUCGAGAAUUACAUAAGCGUAAAAGCUCCUUCCAAAUGUCUUACCGAAAAUCACAGCCUUCGCCCUUAAUGCUUCCUUCUUGUUUCUUC